GGCCCUAGUCCUCCUCCAAUGGCUGGUGGAUGAGGAAGGUAAAUGUCUGCUCUAAGAAGCAGACAACUGGACAUGCACAUUCAUAGCAGAAGGAAACCAUCAAAGAGUGGAGGCUGACCAGGCUGGACAAGUAGAUGAAUGUGUAUGUCUAAACAAGAAUUGCUCUGUGUCCUUACAGAUGAAUGAGGUUGUGCUGGGAAUUCCCUGCACAGGGAUCUGGCAUGACUGAUAUGCAGUUCUAUAAAUGCACAUGUUUGUCUCAUCUUUUUUGUAUUGGUUAUGAAAGUAUUAAUAUAGUUUUAAUAAGUGAAUAUUUUUAGGUUAUAAAAGUGACUUCUCAUCUUUAUAAUUAAAAAAACUGAAUUGGAAGAAAUAUAAAAGAUUGUCUUCAGUAUUUUUAGUGUUACCUUUUUCAACCUCUGAGAUACUGUGCAUUGUUAAUUUCUUCUCAUUUAUAAAUAAAUCACAUUGUACUUAUUUUAGUAGUAUGCAUAUAUUAUCUGUGUUAAUUGCAUAGGAAAUAUUUGUCCCAUGAACCUUUAAUACUUGUCUGAUUUGCUAUCAAAUAUAAUUAUCAGGGUAUUCAUAAAACUGUAACCGACAGACCUGAGCUACAAAAUGAAGAUUUGCCAGAUGGUCUUUAAAAUCAUGGAUAGCAAGGCUAUCUGGACGAAUUUGAAUUCUAAACUUUGCUUAAGAACACUGCCUAUUGGCUCUCACCCCCACCGGAAUGCUGGUUACUCAAAUUCUUUCACGAGAAUGGAAACUGAAGUUAAGGAUUUUGUCUUCUUUACCACAGUGCUUUGAAUAAUGACUACAUGUAAUAGGUAUUAAAAUAUUGGAAAAAUGAAUGAUACAGAUAAAUUCUACUUCAGUGUUUUAAAGACUUUCAAACUAUUCAGGUAAAACCAUUUUGAUAUCUAUUUAUAAUUAUUUAUUCUACCCUAUUUGCCAGGAAAUGGGAAUAUAGUGGCAUAAGACACCUGUAUUCAAAAAUAAGAAAAGCAAUUAAAAUGAGUUUAAGAAAAAGUAUAAUAAAGAUAGUUUAUUAUUAUCAAGUCUGUGUCAGAUAUUUAGUCUCUUUACAUACUUUUUAAAAAAUUUUUUAAUUUUAAUUUUGGGCAUUAUCUUAUGUGCAGAUGUUCUCACCCUGCACCCGUGUCUUUUUUAUAUACUUUUAAUUCUGGCAUUUUGUCCAGCCUCUAGCUAAGGCUGUAAUACAGGAGAUCAGGAUCAAGUCUCUGUAGGCGAUGGCUUCUUUGCCUCUGACCCACGAUCUACCCCUCAGAACUGCUGCUGCAGGUCUCAUCCUACAGUCCUGGUUGCAUUUAAUAUUUAACAGCUGUGAGGAGAAAAUGAGAUGCCAGUUAUCGACCUGUCCACUGAAAACAACAACAAAAAUACUAUAUUGUGGCAUCCUGCUAGAGGGCUCAAUUACUGCAACAUCCACCAAACCCAAACACCACCCCGCCUCCGUCCUGUACAAUUUCGCCCUUCCGCUUUCCCAGAGUUCUCUGGGGGCGACGGCCUGGCAGCCAUGUUGGUUAAGGGCAGUGUCUGUGAGGCUGCGCGGACUCACGGGCUCCUCAGCUCUGGCGUUCACCGCGUCGGUCUGAGGCAAAGGGCCGGUGGGCGCCCGUGGCCACGAUGACCCAAGCAGAGAAGGGGGACGCGGAAAACGGAAAGGAGAAAGGCGGGGAAAAGGAGAAGGAGCAGCGCGGCGUGAAGCGGCCCAUCGUUCCCGCGCUGGUGCCGGAGUCGCUGCAGGAGCAAAUCCAGAGCAACUUCAUUGUUGUUAUACAUCCAGGAUCAACAACUCUGAGGAUUGGUCGAGCCACAGACACACUUCCUGCCAGCAUUCCUCAUGUCAUUGCAAGAAGACACAAACAGCAAGGGCAGCCCUUAUACAAGGACAGUUGGCUCCUAAGGGAGGGACUAAAUAAACCUGAAAGUAAAGAACAAAGACAAAAUGGCCUUAAAAUGGUGGAUCAAGCAAUAUGGUCUAAAAAGAUGUCAAAUGGCACAAGACGGAUUCCUGUGUCCCCUGAACAGGCACUCUCUUACAACAAGCAAAUGCGACCUGCAAUAUUAGAUCACUGUUCUGGAAAUAAAUGGACAAACACAUCUCAUCACCCUGAAUUCUUGGUAGGAGAGGAGGCCUUGUAUGUUAAUCCACUGGACUGUUACAAUAUUCACUGGCCUAUCAGAAGAGGCCAGUUAAAUAUUCACCCAGGACCUGGAGGUUCCCUUACAGCUGUUCUGGCAGAUAUUGAAGUAAUAUGGUCUCAUGCAAUACAGAAAUACUUGGAAAUCCCACUGAAAGAUUUAAAGUAUUAUAGAUGUAUCUUGUUGAUUCCUGAUAUCUAUAAUAAACAGCAUGUAAAAGAAUUAGUGAAUAUGAUCCUAAUGAAAAUGGGUUUUUCAGGGAUUGUGGUCCAUCAGGAGUCUGUGUGUGCCACCUAUGGAAGUGGCUUAAGCAGCACAUGUAUCGUAGAUGUUGGGGAUCAGAAGACAAGUGUGUGCUGUGUAGAAGAUGGGGUCUCUCAUAGGAAUACUCGGCUCUGCCUGGCAUAUGGGGGAUCUGAUGUGUCAAGAUGUUUUUACUGGUUGAUGCAGCGAGCUGGGUUCCCUUACAGAGAAUGCCAGUUAACAAAUAAAAUGGAUUGCCUUCUUCUGCAGCAUCUUAAAGAAACUUUUUGUCAUUUAGAUCAGGACAUCUCUGGGCUUCAGGACCAUGAGUUUCAGAUACGACAUCCAGAUUCCCCAGCGCUGCUUUACCAGUUUCGCUUAGGAGAUGAAAAACUCCAGGCUCCAAUGGCUUUGUUUUACCCAGCAACUUUUGGAAUUGUUGGACAGAAAAUGACGACCUUGCAACAUAGAUCCCAGGGUGAUCCUGAAGAUCCUCAUGAUGAGCAUUACCUACUGGCCACACAGAGCAAACAAGAGCAGUCUGCAAAAGCUACUGCUGACCGAAAGUCUGCAUCCAAACCCAUUGGAUUUGAAGGGGAUCUUCGUGGCCAGUCCUCUGAUCUUCCAGAAAGACUUCAUUCCCAGGAAGUGGAUUUGGGAUCCUCCCAGGGAGACUGCCUAAUGGCUGGCAAUGAUUCUGAGGAGGCCCUCACUGCACUGAUGUCCAGGAAGACUGCUAUCUCACUGUUCGAAGGGAAAGCCCUGGGCCUGGAUAAAGCCAUCCUUCAUAGCAUAGACUGCUGUUCAUCUGAUGAUACCAAAAAGAAGAUGUACAGCUCCAUCCUAGUGGUGGGAGGUGGCUUGAUGUUUCACAAAGCUCAAGAGUUUCUACAGCACAGAAUUCUCAACAAAAUGCCGCCUUCAUUUAGGCGAAUUAUUGAAAAUGUGGACGUGAUCACAAGGCCCAAGGAUAUGGAUCCCCGACUGAUUGCAUGGAAAGGAGGGGCAGUGUUGGCUUGUUUGGAUACAACCCAGGAACUGUGGAUUUAUCAGCGAGAAUGGCAGCGCUUUGGUGUCCGCAUGUUACGUGAGCGAGCUGCUUUUGUCUGGUGAAAUGGACAGAAAAAGUCACUGUUGAAGACCAAAAACAAGCCUUUUGGUAUAAAAGACUUAACAGAAUUACGUUUUUUAAUUUAUUGACUUAAAUGCUUAAGUUCUUGGAUAAUAAAUGAAUUUUAAAUUUUAUGUUGACAACAUGACAUUGGUUUGAAAUUAUAAGCUGCUUUUAUAGUCAGGACAUUUGAGAAUGAACAUAAACUUUCUCUUUGGUGCUAAAUUCUCCUGCCCUUUCUCAGGGUCUCAUACAUGUCUCAAUGAUGUAAAAUACUGUUGAGCAGUCCUCAAGCAGUGAAGUCUUUCAUGUAAGUCACUUCAUGUAGGUCGAUAGUAUCUUCAAGCACAGUAUCUCAUGCUGCCACGGGGCACCACAAGCAUGUGAUCUGUGCACACAGAUUGCCAGAAGUCUGUGGCAUGCCCUUUUCUUUCUUGUGUAGUACAACAAGCACAUAUGUCCUCACUUAUGUUUUGGAAUUCCAAAUAGGGAAAAAGAGGGGUUUUUUUCUGCCCGUUUUCUAUUGGAGUACAAAAAAGAUUGGAGCCCAUUCAGGUGUAGAUAUUCAGAGGCAGAGAAUUUAGCUAGCUGAUAUUUGUUACCUAAUAUGCCAUAGGGUGGGCUUAGGGAAAGAAAACCAUUAUUUGACCAAAACAAUAAAAACUGAAAGGACAAGCUUAUUUCCUUUUUGAAGCCAAACAAAAGACAGAUAAAAUUUAGAAUUAUUAGGUUGUGUUGUACGAUAAAAAAGUGAGCCCUGUCAUUACUAAUAAGUUAAUCAUCAAGCCACCAGUUUCCCUUUAGCUGAAUAACCAAAUGGAAGCUUUUGGAGUUCUUUGUAUUCUGUUUGAUUAUCUUUAAUAUGUGAGCAAUUUGCAUCAAAAUCAAAAUAUAGACAGCUAUUUCCAUCCGUGGUCCAGACCUUAGUGAAGCCUUUUGAACCCAUGGCAGGAAGAGAAGGCAUUAUCCAGACACAGGAGCCAAUAAGUACAGGUGGGUGCUCAGACGGGUGGGGGGUGGGGAAUCAAGAGAAAGCCUGACUCCUGCCAAUCCCCAUUAGGCACAUGCUUCCACCACCUCACUUAUCAAGAACUGAGGGUGGGACUGGAGGAAGGCUAAAGUAGGGAUGGAUAAAAGAUGAGUGGAAUACAGAAUGAACAGGAAUGGUUACAUGUCUUGGGAAAUGCUGGUACUGGAGAAAUGCUGGUACUGGAACAUUUUGCAUUAAUAGUGUUGGUACAACAGGUUAGGAACAAGCAAUCGUUCACAAGUAUAACAAUUUUAACUUGCUAGUACUAUGUGUGAUGUAUGCCUUCAAUUUGAAAUUGUAUUUUUAAAAAUAUUUUUGAAAAUAAAUUUACAGUGUUUCUGAACUGUUUCAACACAUUGUAGUAUCUGUUACCUAGUUCUAAAAGCAUAGUGUCUUUAUGUUCAUAAUAGUUUUUCACAUGGUAAUAGCAUAUCCUAUGCUCUUAGGCCUUAUGCUGGUAGAUGUUUAUUCAGGAAUUUGAGUUUUCAUCCAAGUUUUGGCAUAAGCCAUGUCCACUACUAUUAUGAAGUCUUAAAAGCAUUGUGAAACCUAAUCAUGACAAGUGAACUUUACCACAUUAAGCACUGCCUCAGCCAUUAUUACAUCUCUGCUUGUGAAAGCUGGGCACAGUGAACUUCACUUCUUUAUUCUGGUUUUUAUUUUAUCCAUCACACAUGUAAUAGAAGUGGCGCAUGGCCUUUAAGGAUAAUCUGCUAGCACAUUUUAAGUCAUUUAGCUGGAAAUGAUCCACAUUCUAGACUAGGUUCAAUAUUACAUUGAAAGAUACAAGCAUUCCUAGGGAAAUACUUGCUAGUAUAAAUUUAGCCUUUUGAUGACCUCUGCAUUAAAAAAAUAUUUUUGUGUUUGUUUUCAAAAUCCCUUCUAUAAAGACUUGAAUCUAAUUUGGAGAGGGACAGCCCCAGGCAAAUAUUAAAUAAAGCAAGUGAUAUAAACGGGUCAUCUAUCAGCAAAGACAGAUUCAGCUUGUUCCCUAUUUCUGUUAUCUUAAAGACUUGUGUGAAACAAGACUUUUCCCUAAGUUAAUUGAGGGCUUCUUAAAUUUGUCAUUCAUUAAUUAAACUUAGGUCUAAACUGUUCAGUCCAGUGCAUAUGCUAAUAUUCCAGAUUGGAUGUUUGGCUGGAAGAUACUUUACCAGAAUGGUUAGAGUUCUACAUUUUAAGUUGUUGAUUUUUAAUGAAAUUGAUUUUAGCUUUAUAAUAAAUGUAGUUUCUGUUCUUUAAUGUUAUGGUAGUGAUAUUUUGUAUAUCAUAUGAUAUAUCAUAUAUUUUGUAUAUCAUUGGCAUAAAAUUUUUUAAGUAUUGGACUAAGGCAUACGUACUCAGUUUUGAAUCCACCCUAUUCCUACUGCUAAAGUGUAUAUGCUACUAUAUGUGUAUUUUUUUCCCCCUACAAGUAGUCCAAAGAAUAAGCUAGAAUCAUCAGAGAUGUUCUUUUUCCUUGUUUCGGACGGGUAGAAGGGCAUCAAGGUCUCUUGCUUCUCAUGGGUAGACUACAAGGAGCAGUGGUUGUGGCAGGCUUGCUGCUUGACACGGAGAAGUUCUGUGCAGAAAGUGGGAGCAUCCUUCAUGAGGAGGUACUUGGGGCAGACAUUGAGGGCAUUGUAAUCGUCUUUGGUAUCACCCUCUCUAAAAUAGACCACCAUGUAUUUGUGCAGGUGAGUCUGGCUUCUCAGAUCGCUACAGAAGAGGUUAAAGGCCAGGGGGAACAGGUCUUGGGCGUUCUCACCGGAGCUGCCCUGGCUCCUGCCACAGGUGCCAUCACACAUGGGGCUGACAUCAUUGGAAAGAAGGAAGAUGACCUUAUCCACAGCUUUCUUCUGAGUGGUAAGCCACUGCACUAGACCCAUCUCGGCUAUUUUCUUUUUUUGCCAUUUUUCAAGUAUAACUUCGCUUCUGCAGUGGUUUUGAAGAAAUUCAGUGAAGCAACAAACUGUGUGGUGAAAACAUACUUCAGAUGGGUAAACCACAAGAAUCUUAAUGGGUGGCAGUAAUGUGGUAUUAGGAAAGGAAAUCUUCUUGAUUCUUUCUGUGGGGGGAAAAGCACUUGUUAUCUAUGAACAGCUAACAAGUUUUCACUCUAAACUGUCUAAUAAAUGAUCCCUUGCUAAGGAACACUGGCUAAGCACCAGGGGUGUUACUUCUGCUAGAGAAUAAACUUUCCCUCAUGUUCCUUCAGAGCAUGUCACCUGAAUGAAACCUGGCGCAGGCAGUUGAGCGCCGCACUGUGAAGCUGUCCGCAGCAUCUACAGUGCGGGUUCGAUCCUGGCCAGCCAGCGAUAAUCCCACAUGGUGUGGCAGACCUCUCCUGUCUCACCCGCUGCUCCCCUCAGCAAUGUAUUUUGUCAGUCUGCCUGUUCUGUUCCCCCCUCUGUCUCUGGUGAAUCCUCUCCCUCUCCCACACAUCUGACCUAUAACCUGGUUCUUGUAUAAAUAAAUCAAUCAUAAAAAAAAGGAUGUAUUUUCUAAGAGUCCUUAUGACUACAUCAUUCCUCUAAAUCAAGCCACAUCUUUUCAAAUUCUUAGAAACCGUUUUAAGCUAUUUUGUUUCAGGUGUGUUUUGUAUUUAGUACUGUUAGUGCCAUAUAUAUGCCAGGACACCUGACCCCUGUGCUGCCUGUUUUGAGUUGGGUUAACAAUAGUUGUUCCACCUUCUACCUGCAGGUGGGAGAGUUUCUUUAUAAAUAGUUGCAUAAGUGGUGCUUCAUUUCAUCCCCUAGAACUUAACUGUAACUCUGUCGGUAUGCACUAUAGAACAGAAGCUAUGAAUCAAAGUACUUUAAUAUUCGUCAAACAUCCCCUAAAUAUGAGUAUUUCUAAGGUCCAAUUGCUAUAUGACUUUCUUAGCUUAGAAAGAACAUGGGAUCAGUUUGGUUCUAUCCUCAUCACAAGUGACUCAAAAUUUGCACUUAUAUUUUCUAUUUGCGGAAAAGAGGU
This is a messenger RNA of Talpa occidentalis (Iberian mole), 7505 nucleotides long. It is a transcript of the gene ACTR8, whose product is annotated as actin related protein 8. Gene Ontology annotation, biological process: regulation of DNA-templated transcription; double-strand break repair. The transcript has 14 exons. The record is from RefSeq and is a predicted model, not a curated record. Gene Ontology annotation, cellular component: Ino80 complex. The coding region runs from base 1648 to 3522 and encodes 624 amino acids. NCBI's taxonomy places the organism in Eukaryota, Metazoa, Chordata, Mammalia, Eulipotyphla, Talpidae.